UUGUCUGCGUCUUUGGCAGCGCAACAACAAAAAGAAAAAGAACAACAGCAACAAAAAAAUAAUACGAUAAAAGUUGCGGCGACGUCACCGUUGUUUUUGCAAACGUCACUUGAUCCAACCGGAUUUACACCUUGUGAGUUUGAAGAUUAGCCAAUUUUUUGUUAUGAUUUUUUUUCGCAGUGGACUAGAUUAGGAGAGUUUCUAUAGUUCUUGAAAUCUCUAGAAUUUUUUCGAAUUUGUUUUUGAUUAUUUUUGAGUUAAAAAGAAAAGACUAAUAUGGAUUUUUUUCCGAACUUUGGUUUUUAUCAAAAAAUUUUGGUGAUAAGUUAGUAUUAUGAAAUUUUUCAGUGCAAUAUUACGAUUUUAGAAAUUCAGAACUUACUAAAAUGUCUAAAUUAGUUACGAAUGCUUUCAGAAUAUUUCAAUUUUUCAAAUUAAUCCUCGAAGAUUUGAAAAGCAUCGACAAAAAUCAGUAAACCAACUUUACAGUAAUCCCCAUUUUGAGCGAAAUCUGACUCCAAAAAAUCCGCUCCCCGUUCCCUUUUAACUCCGCCUCUUUCCUAAAUCAAUAAUUCUUUCAGUGCUCACUCCCAAAUCUGAUGCUCUUCUUCAACGCAAACUAAGCGAAGCAAGUCAUCAACAAAUCUACAACACAACAGCCACCACAUUAAGACGUGAUUCAUAUCCGAUUUCAAAUUUACCGCCGUACGGUAAGUGCUCAAACAUUAUGUCAAUAAGUUUUUUCUAUCAUUGUUCAUUUUUUCAGCAGUUCCUUCGACUUCCGCGUUCAAACGACCACUUGUUCCGUCGGCUAUAAGUAUUAAAGACUAUUGUGACGCAACCAGCGGGUUUGACAAAUUUAAACCACUUUUUCCAUCGGAUUACGGUGAGUUAAAAGGGAAAUUAAUUUUUCACUUUUAGAUAAUAAUAAUAUUUUAUUUUUAGAUUUGAGCUCAUCGCUUCAUUCGACGCCCGAAAGACAAAGUACAUCUAGAGAUCGAUCAUUCUCAAGAGAUAUAACAAAAGUCGAAGAAGAAAUUCCAGACAUCCUAUCAGAUAUUGAAAUCGACGACAAGAGUGAGGAAUUAGCUGUAAACGUUGUUGAAAAACUUUUUGUUGGUCCCGGAUAUUCAAACGAAGAACCGUGUAGCUCAACAACAUCUGAAGAACAAUUUAGAAGUUCUUCACAACAAUCAACACAUCCACCAUCAGCCAAGAAAAUCAAAUUCCCACGCUGCUCUUUAGAAGGAAAGAUGGAGCAAUUAAAAGAGAAAUCAAUUAAAGAAGAUGAUGUUUUAGAUGAUUGGGAGACUGCAGAUGAUAAUGAUAUCACAGAAAGAGUAAGUUUUACCUGAUUUGGAUGUUUCCAAAAAUAAAUUGUUAUAAUUUCAGAUGGAAAAAUUACUCAAAGAUGUCGCAAAAACAAGCAAAAAGAAAGAAAAAGUGACGGCAAUGAUGAAUGCUGCAUCAACUCCCUCAACAUCUAAUUGGGAUCCGAAUUAUCUUCCAAAUGUUUUGGAGAUCUAUGGAAUUCCAGAAUAUAAAAUGCAAGAAGAUGUUGUUAGAACAUUAGAAAAUAUUGGGUACGGUGAUUCGAAUGUGAAAUGGAUCGAAAGAAAAAUUGUGUUGGUUGCUUUUGAGAAUCCGGCAAGAGCAAAAGCAAUGCUCUCAAUGCCGAGACAUGAUUGGUUACGUGUUCGAGCGUUGAUUAAUUCGCCGAAGAAUGUGCAAGAUGCGGCAAGAGAAAACGAGAAACGAAUGUUUAUGGGAAGGUGAGUAACAUUUGAAAAUUUAUAAAGCACAAUUUUAUAUUAUAAGAGACAUGGUUUGAAAAAUUAUAUGUUUUUUUUCUAGAUUUCACACUCUAAAUAUACUUUUUCCAGAAAAAAACUGACAAAUGCAUCAGUGGCUCGGAGAAUGGUCGAAAGCCAACUUGGCAUGAGAUCCAAUAUUUCUCAAGAACAACGAUUAUUGGAACGGCAACAGAUUGCUGAUGCUAGAAAGGCCAAGAAAAAUGCGGUGAAAUGGAAUUAG
Messenger RNA from Caenorhabditis angaria, 2034 nucleotides. Lineage: Eukaryota; Metazoa; Nematoda; Chromadorea; Rhabditida; Rhabditidae. The record is from the annotation of a GenBank genome assembly.